Molecule: messenger RNA, 603 nt
Organism: Porites lobata
Lineage: Eukaryota; Metazoa; Cnidaria; Anthozoa; Scleractinia; Poritidae
Source: the annotation of a GenBank genome assembly
UUGGGGGAUAUUUUAGAAAGUAAACAACUUGGUGAUGAGGAAAAGGCGAAGCUUUACAAUCAGGUGUUGCAACGGUACUUGACUUAUUACGAUCAGCGGAAAGGCCAGCCUCUCCAUGUGAAGUUAACGACCCCUAAAACAACAGAAACCCCCAAGCCAGCUGAGAACGCAGAAUCUACAGAGGAAGCUUCCCCAGAUAAUUCUCUUCCAACAGCAGUAGAGGAAGAGGUCAUGAAAAGUGUACCCAAAAUUUACAAAGCUGGGGCUAGACAGUUGUUGGAUAAAAUUAAAAAACACCAGGAUGUGUUGCACUGGAAUGAUAAAGGAGAGCUGUUGUAUGAAAACAAACCAAUCCCAGGUUCUCAUGUGGUCGACCUAGUCAACGACACAUUGCGUCACCGAAAAGGAUUUGAACCAGUGGGAUGGUCCGUGUUUGCGAGGGGCCUGGCGCGAAUGAAUGUCCCCGAAAACUUGGUUCGUAAUCCCCAACGUCAGAGUGCCAUAAGAGAGUUUAAAGCAAGAGUGAGAGAGGAGACCCCAGAAAGUCUAUCGCGUUGGCUACCCACCCCACCUGUGACGUUAUCUUCUGUCAAAAAGCAGAGG